AUGACCUUCUUACUCCAGUACCUAAGAAUACUGGGUGAUGAAUGGCGCACUCAUCGCAAAUUCUUAGCCAGCACCCUUCUCAUAGGCCUCUGGGCCAUGUCUGAGUUCUGGGUAAAUGUCUUCAUCUGCAUCCCAGUCGAAGGCAUAUGGGACUCGAGUGUUGCAACCUCAUGUAUCCCCAACGGACCGUACCAAUAUGUUUAUAUUUCCCUGGACAUCGUCAGUGCCAUCGCCAUAUUCCUCUUUCCAAUCAUCUUCUUGCGUCACAUGAUGAUCGGAUGGCCGGAAGCAUUUGUUCUAUCAGUUGUAUUCACCCUUGGUCUAUUUGUCGUGGUUCUUCAGUUUGUCCGGCUGCAAUAUAUCAAUCUUGGCAGUGACUUCACCUGGAAUUUCGCGGACCGGGCCGCACUCAUGAUAUCAGAGCUGGCCGUCGCAGUCUUGUGCACUUGCAUACCCCUUCUUCACCCAUUGGCGAUGCGCUUCUGGCCACAGUGGUUCUGCACCAUCAGGUAUUUAAAUGGCAACGAAAACAACCUCAAACCGCCCCACUCAGAAGAUACGGAGAAAGUCCACCACGUACAAACGCACCACCACCAAAUCACCCUCGGGACAAAAGAUGCCAGCAGCAGCGGCUUAGGCUUCGGUCUUCCUCACGAGGUGGCGGGGUCGCGCCAAAAGAACCGAAACCACACGCCGUGCGACGCGCUCGACGACGUGCUCGGUUCAUCGCCUCGCCGCGGCGACAGCGGCGACAUGUCGGACGACAUCAUGGGUCUGCAGUCGGCGCUCAGAGGCCUGAAGCGCCUCAGUUUCAACCGCAGCCAGAGCGACGGCGACGCCAGGAAGUUGUCUCAGCAUCGGGACAGCAGGGAGCUGGCGAGACAGUCUCCACGACCGGACAUGGGCCGGACGCGCACGUCGCCCUAUAUGCAAUCGCCCACCUUGGGGUGGGAACGGUCCGGUUCUCCUGUAGACUUACAGCCCAAGAACCCUACCGUCGCGGCGCGGCGGGCGAAGUCGCCGAUGCAGAUGACCAAGGGGAGGUUGACACCGGUGGUGACCUCCAGGAUGCCAUCUUUUGGCGGCAAUGAAAGCGAGGCAAGCCUGGUACCAAAUUAUGCUUCGGAGCAGCAGCAGCAAGACCGCCCACAACAACAGCAACAGCGCCAUUAUCUUCACCCUGACACAUUCUAUAACUCGAUAUCAGAUUCGAAUUCGUCAUACUACAACAAAAGGCUCCCGCCAGCACCGAGGCAUAUGGCAGGUGGUGUUGACGUGUACGAGGAACAUUACAGGCUACGGCGAGAUUCUGAUAAAUCGGCAAGGCUUGCGAGAAAUGGCAGAUUAUAG
This is a messenger RNA of Pyricularia grisea, 1350 nucleotides long. RefSeq lists its product as uncharacterized. The transcript is spliced from 2 exons. Bases 1 to 1350 code for a protein of 449 amino acids. Lineage: Eukaryota; Fungi; Ascomycota; Sordariomycetes; Magnaporthales; Pyriculariaceae. The record is from RefSeq and is a predicted model, not a curated record.